CUUCAAUACUCGAUCUGCCAAAAGCUUCCUCUUGCGCCCUUAAACUAAUAUCUCGGUUCUGCUUACUCCAGAGUCAUUACGUGCUUUUGACGCGAUCCAAAAAGAACAUUGACUUUUUCAUUUCCAACCUAAUUUGCUCAACAUGUCUGGAGCGCGACAUUGGUAUUUCUCGCCUCUCCAUCUCUCAAAUUCUUUCCAAAUACUAACGCAUACCACAGGGAGCAAGACAAAGAAGCAACAGUAUAUAUAGGAAACAUCGACGAGCGAGUAAGCGAUAGCCUAGUAUGGGAGCUCAUGCUCCAAGCCGGCCGAAUAGUCAAUGUCCAUCUCCCUAAAGACCGCGUUACUCAAACACACCAAGGUUAUGGAUUCGUGGAAUUCAUCAGUGAGGAGGAUGCCGAGUAUGCUGCGAGGAUCAUGAACCAAGUCAGAUUAUAUGGAAAGCCAAUUCGGGUAAAUAAGGUAUGUUGCGCCCAUAAUUCCAUUUCCCCCCGAGGCAUUUAUUGAUGACAGGAAUAGGCUUCGGCAGAUAAACAGAAAACAGUCGAAGUUGGCGCAGAACUUUUCAUUGGAAAUUUGGAUCCGAUGGUGGAUGAGAAGACGCUCUACGACACAUUCUCGCGAUUUGGCUCACUUAUUUCUCCUCCGAAGAUUGCGCGCGACGAAUCUGGGUUAUCGAAGGGCUACGGAUUCGUUUCUUAUUCCAAUUUCGAAGCUUCAGAUGAUGCGAUUGCAAAUAUGAAUGGUCAGUAUUUGAUGAGUAAGGAUAUCAGCGUACAAUAUGCCUACAAGAAGGACGGAAAGGGAGAAAGACAUGGCGAUGAAGCAGAGAGAAUGCUUGCAAGUCAAGCAAAGAAACACAAUAUCGUUCUCGACGUACCGCAGAUGCCGGCCCAACUUCUUCUUAGUGGAAAUGUACCCAAUGCUCCAGCAGCAAUGCUCGAUCCCCAAAUGGGAGGUCAACAAAUGGGAGGACCACCUCCAGGAGCCAUGCCACCCGGGUUCGGUGGGCGUCCAAAUGGGAAUUACAACUCUGUUCCUCCUCCACAGCAGAGACCAAAUCAACCACUUCCUCCUCCGCCUUCUGGGCUACCUCAAAGACCGCCUCCUUCUCAAGCUGGUUAUGGGGGUCCUCAGGACUUUCAUCCGCCUGGAUUCGUUCCUGGGCAAAUGCCUCCUGGAUUUGGACCACCUCCUGGUCAGAUGCCAGCUGGGUUUGGACCUCCUGGAGGUAUUCCUCCAGGAUUCAUGCCGCCUCCUGGGUAUCCGCCUCAGCAACAGCAACAACAGGGCCCACCUGGAUACAAUAGAAGGUGAUGAAAGCAGACCUAGUUCAAGUAGAUUGAUUGAGGGAUAUCAAAGAUAAAUUGCCAAAAUCUAGAUAUGGCUUUUUAUAGUGGGGAUGACGCCAAAGACA
This is a messenger RNA of Hymenoscyphus albidus, 1417 nucleotides long. The record is from the annotation of a GenBank genome assembly. Lineage: Eukaryota; Fungi; Ascomycota; Leotiomycetes; Helotiales; Helotiaceae.